UUUGUCCGUAGCCGUACCGUCCUUUCCUUCCCUCUGCUGUUCUUCUCGCAAUCCAGGAUCAUCCUCACGUCUCUCUCUCUCUCUCUCUCUCUCUCUUCUAUGCAGAUUUCGCUUGAUCCUGAUCGCUCGAGCGCCGCCGCCGCCGCCGCCGCCGUCGUCGUCGGUGGUGGUGGUGCCAUCUAGGGUUCCGGGGGGGGGUGUCCCGCCGGUGCGUUCGGGUCUCGCGCCACCGCAAUCGAUGGCCGGAAGGGAAGUCCGCGAGUACACCAAUCUCAGCGAUCCUAAAGAUAAGAAAUGGGGGAAGGGGAAGGACAAGAUAGACGACGAGGACAUCACGUUCCAGCGCAUGGUCGCCAAGAUGCAAGAGGUUGCUGGAGAACGUGGAGGUUACCUUCAUGGACGGGGAGCCCUGGACAGUGAUGAUCUGCUAUAUCUCAAGGAACAAAUGGAAGCUGAGGAGGAUGCAGAACGCCUCCUACGCCGCACUGAAAAACGAGCAUUUGCUGCGUUUAAAAUAUCCUUCAAUGUUUGGAUUUUUUUUUUUUUUUGGGGUGAAAAUGCGAUGCAUUUAUGUGGAACAUUGAGAUUGGUGAGGUUAAUAAUGUGUAGAUGAUGCUUAUUUUUAGGUUUUUAUUGCAUUUGAAGGAGUGCACUUCACUGUCAAUAUUGGCUAACAAGAUUAGUCUAGGUUCAUACUAAUAUGGUUAUUGUACAAGGAAAAUUUCAUUACUUGUGCUCUUUGGGGUUGUACAUUGUACGAGGCUUUCAUGGGACAUUGUGCAUGAUUCUACCUAGGUGUUCUGGGGUUUCUGUGUUUUUGGCUCUUCUUUGCCUGCUGUUCAUUUUAGUUUAAUAUCAAGGCAAUCUAGCAGUGUAUCUUAGUUUCUUGUUAUUGUUACUAAGUCGUAUCUGCUGGAACUAAAGUAUACGUAUCGGAUUAAUUGUUUCUUCUGGCAUGCUGAUUGAAAUUUUUUUUUUAGGAUCUAUUUAUUGUAUUUUUAAGAUUAAGUUGCUAUCUAAGUCCCCUUGAUUGGGAGAACAGAGAACUGAUGGUCAACUUUGUUGAUGUUAGAAGCCUUGAGUGGGAUAAUUUUUUGACAUUGACACACAAAUUCUUGGCUUUAAAAUGUCUCAAAAUGUUUCUCUGUCGAUGUUCUGAUAGCAUAUAGAUUCAGAGGUCAGUAGGAGAGGUUAAAUGGAAGACCUAUCUCAGUGCUUUCAUCAAGUCUUUCCCUUAAUUGAAGGAUACAGAGCAGCGAGUUUAGCAGAUUCAUCUCCUGCAUCCGUGCCUUUGCCUCUUCGUGUUGAACCAAAGCCAAAGAGUGGGAUCAGGCAGCAAGAUCUCCUCAAGAAAGUUGUGGAAAUCAAGCCGAAGCGGCAAAAAGUUUCCAGCCCGUCAAAUGCGAAUCGGGCAACUGCCAUAUCCAAUAAUCAUGUAACUUCUGAAUCGAAGGCUGACCAGGUGAAGAAACAGCCCACGCCUACAAAAGCAGAGGAUAAAACCGAAUCGGAAAAUCCUGUAAAAAGCUUGCUGGGCAUAGCAUAUGAAAGUUCUGACGACGAUGAGGAAUGAUUGAAGAAUGAAGAGCGGGUGCACACGUGCGGUUCUGCUUGCUCAGUUUUGAUGUUUAUUUGAAGUAGGAAAUGUAGUAUAAGACAUCGAAUUCAGCCUAAGUGUAUCUUUUGGCACUAAUAUAUUACAUGGCUUUGAAAUCUUACCAAA
Syzygium oleosum is the source of this 1723-nucleotide messenger RNA. RefSeq lists its product as uncharacterized. The transcript has 5 exons. The record is from RefSeq and is a predicted model, not a curated record. Bases 239 to 613 code for a protein of 124 amino acids. NCBI's taxonomy places the organism in Eukaryota, Viridiplantae, Streptophyta, Magnoliopsida, Myrtales, Myrtaceae.